This is a messenger RNA of Aspergillus udagawae, 2487 nucleotides long. RefSeq lists its product as uncharacterized. The record is from RefSeq and is a predicted model, not a curated record. Gene Ontology annotation, molecular function: protein binding. NCBI's taxonomy places the organism in Eukaryota, Fungi, Ascomycota, Eurotiomycetes, Eurotiales, Aspergillaceae. The transcript is spliced from 4 exons. Bases 1 to 2487 code for a protein of 828 amino acids.
AUGUCGGACAAGAUCAGCUUCCUACCAUUAGAGGUACUUCUCUCCAUCCUGGCGUACCUACCUUUUGAGUCUCUCCUCGCCUUCGGAGAAACAUCUCGCACGAAUUUCAAGUCUCACGCCCUUUGCCUGAGACGUCUUCGAGUCGGAGUCUUCGAAAAGCGAGUCCAUUCCAUGAUCUCUCUACUUCAGGCAGGGUGGGCUACACCCGAUCAACUUUCUUCGUCUCAUGAGAGCGAUGGUUCCAGGAGUGACUAUACAAUUUCCGUGAUCCAACCAGGCGCCUAUGCAAAGCAAGGAUUGGACGGAAAGCCACAUGCUAAAUGCAAGCUGCAAAGAAAGCGGGACAUAAGGCCACAAGACGCUCAGGAGCAGACGAUACAAGCACAGAACAAAGUUCUCGCGCGACUUAUGAAUCGAUACGGGCCUUCGUUGGUCAAGCUUGAGUUCAUGGCCUACGAUCUUGAUCUCGAUGGAGCAAAAGCGCUCGGCACCAGAUGUAGACACGCGCUGCGCUAUCUGGCACUGCGUUUUGAGCAUCCACAUAUCCGCGACGGGCCGAUGAGACCAACCGCUUGGUAUUAUCCUGCGCCGGGUAGCACUGCUUGGAACUUACUCGCAGGCAUAGGGAACCCCAAGGACAUCGGGAUUACCGGACUUGAGACUCUGAUAUUGGAACGAUCAGGCAUCACGCCCUGGCAGUUGGCGAUGCUUGUGGGGAAGAAUCCUAGGCUGAGAGUCUUGAAGCUGAGGACGUGCCGUGGUGCCCAGCCCGAGUUUUUGGAUUGGCUUGGAGGCGUUCAAAAGGAUAAAGACGAUGCAGCGAUAGAAGGGCAGAGACUGGCACCUGGUGCGAAGCUCGAAGUUCUCUGGCUGGAGAAUUGCCACCGUUUACUAAGCCAUCCAAUAGAUGAGCAAAAAGGUAAGCAGUUUCCAGACAGCUCCUGUGAUGAGGGCUUUGAAUGGGUCAGAAAUCUGUCAAACUUGCAAACUGCCUUGCAGAAGGUAUUCCGCAGACGCUCAUCUGAGUCGAAGGGUAAACAACCUGCUUCGGAUGAUGAUUUCGAAAUCGGCGAGCACAAGGACGGCUUCUACAAGUACUCUCAAGAGAUGCUCGAAGAGAAAAAGGGAAGAUUCGAGCCUCGCGCGAUGCGUGCUUCAGGCAGUGCCGAAGUUACAUACAUGAGUACUUCAAACAGGGCCGAAGUUUCUUACAUGCGUGGUUCUGAUAGUACCGAAGCUUCUUACGCUUCAGCUCAGAUGUCACCCAUCGAAACUCCGACUCUUCCUUAUACCAUCGGCUCGUCUGAAUGGCACUCUUUCGCUGCCCGUGAACAGCUUCUCGAUAAUCCUUACGGCAGGGCGGCUGCAGAGAAAUUUGGCAGUGUCAUCAGCGUCUUCUCGAAGGUUUACACCAUUGCCAAAAUCCUUGCUUGGGCACUCAGGACGUAUGGCGUGGAGUUAGACGACGCUCCUGGAGGUAUUCUGGCUCGCCUCAAGGACGCAGAAGCUGUUGUGAAUACAGACUCUCUUGCUGAACUCAUCGGGGGCACCGAAAUGCUUUAUUAUUCUCUGUAUGCGAGACUGGUUAUGGAGAUUGCCAACGUUGAGCUCUGUGGUCACUACGACCUUAACCUGCGGCGCAUGCUCAUUAAAGAAACGUUCACCCUUCCCGAAACUAGUCAUCUCCGCGACAUAUUCAUAACAUUCAAGGACGUCCUGGACGCCCCGGAAGUUUGCAGUGGUCUUGAUUACGACCUUGUUAAGCAGCACCAGGACUCGAUCAUUUGCCAUGCUACCGACAAGCUUGCCAUCACUGGCUUCUCUGCGCACGAUCUUAUCGGUUAUCGUACCUCCAUCUUGAAGAUUGUCUCCGACGAAACUCAUCCUUUCGUUCUGAAGUGGAGAGGCCUCGUUUACCUGUAUCGGAUGCCGGGCGUCGAAACUAUCACCGUGAUGUCGGAGAAGUACCUGACUAUCAUGCCAAAGGUGACGGCUACCGAUGACUUUCCAGCGACUGAACUCCCGUUCGUCAACCGCGACUCAAUUCAGCUAGAAAUUUGGCAGCGCGAGAACGUCCUUGAUAACCGUCAGGCGACCCUGGCGAAGCUCGAGGGCAGCAGCGUCGGAGACAUCAGACGCGAUGACGGCAGACGUCGCCUUCUUGAUUUCGUCAAAGAGAAGAAGUGCAUCUGCCGUUCAUCUUGCAGUUGCGCGACUGACUGCACAAUGGAUGUCCUGCUGCCCUGCCCCUGCUCUGAGCGCAUCCUGCGCAUCGUGCUGGCCAAGCGCCAUGAGGCUGCGGGCGAGCAGGACUUCGGCCCCAGAUGCGGCAGUUUGGCCAGAGCCUUCUUUGAAGGAUUGGCAAUGGUCAGCCGCGAAGUUGCCCACUAUGAGCUCGUCGCGGAGCUGCACCGCGCCAUGCAGCUCUUCGAAGAAGUGGUGGGCAAGCAGCGCCAGACCGCUGCCACGGGCAGUCGACUCGUCUGA